AUGAAGGUCUUCAUCCUUGCCUGCCUUGUGGCACUUGCUCUUGCAAGAGAGAAGGAUGCAUUUACUGUAUCCUCUGAGACUGAUAGUAUUUCCAGUGAGGAAAAUGAACACAUCAGCGAGAAACUUCAGAAGGUGAAUCCCAUGGGACAGCUGCAUGCAGAGGAUGUGCUCCAGGCUAAAGUUCACCCCAGCAUCCAGUCACAACCCCAGUCCUUUCCAUAUGCUCAGACCAUCUCUUGCAGCCCCCUCCCACAAAGCGUCCAGCCUAUUGCUCAACCACCUGUGGUGCCAUCUGUUGGGCCUGUCAUUUCUCCUGAACUGGAAUCCUUCCUGAAAGCUAAAGCCAGCAUCCUUCCCAAGAGCAAACAGAUGCCCUUCCUUAACUCUGAAACUGUGCUCUUUAACUCUCAAAUCCCCAGCCUUGCCGACCUUGCUAAUCUGCACCUUCCUCAGUCUCUGGUCCAGCUCCUGGCACAGGCUGUGCAGGCUUUUCCUCAGUCUCCCGUGGUGGUUUCUUCUCAGCCCCAGCUGUCUCUUUCUCAGUCCAAAAUUCCGUACCUCCUGCAGCAAGUAGCAUCCCUCCUUCCACAAGAUAUGUCUGCCCAAGACCUUCUGCAGUACCUAGAACUUCUGCUUAACCCCACCCUCCAGUUCCCUGCUACUCAACAACUUCAUUCCGUUUCUGUCAAUUUUCAUUUCAAUGUGUAG
Molecule: messenger RNA, 708 nt
Organism: Arvicanthis niloticus (Nile rat)
Lineage: Eukaryota; Metazoa; Chordata; Mammalia; Rodentia; Muridae
Source: RefSeq, a predicted model, not a curated record